AGAAACCUGCCUCGAGCAAUCAUCGUGAGUGUCUCAAGCGUCAUCGUCAUCUAUGCACUCACCAACAUCGGUUAUCUCUCAGUGAUGACUACAACUGAACUUUUGGACGCUGACGCUGUAGCUGUGUUAUGGGGAGACAGAGUGCUCAGAGGUGCCUCUGUCAUCAUACCUCUGUCUGUCAUGGUUUCAACAUUCGGAUCCACCAAUGGGACGGCUUAUGCUGGUGGAAGGUCAGUCUUCGCUGCUGCUCGAGAUGGAAACUUUCCUGAAGUGUUCAGUUUGAUCACUGUCAAACAAAUGACUCCUUUACCCUCCAUGGUCUUCACGAUUUGCUUGGCUAUCGUGUUCGUAUUACUGGGAGAUAUCGCUAGCCUCAUCAACUUCUUCAGCUUCACAGCUUGGCUGUUCUACGGCGCAACUUUCGCCUCUCUUGUCGUCUUCAGAUUCAAAUAUAAAGAUACCCCCAGGCCAUAUAAGGUUCCCAUUAUCAUCCCCAUCAUCAUGAUCCUCUUCUCCAUCUACCUGGUCAUCGCUCCCAUCGUCCAGGACCCGUCCCUUGAGUUCCUCUACGCCGCCAUCUUUGUUGUAGGAGGUCUCGUCUUUUACCUUCCGUUUGUCCACUACAAGCUCAAGCUUCCUUACUUUG
Aplysia californica (California sea hare) is the source of this 646-nucleotide messenger RNA. RefSeq names its product b(0,+)-type amino acid transporter 1. Gene Ontology annotation, molecular function: L-amino acid transmembrane transporter activity. NCBI's taxonomy places the organism in Eukaryota, Metazoa, Mollusca, Gastropoda, Aplysiida, Aplysiidae. The record is from RefSeq and is a predicted model, not a curated record. Gene Ontology annotation, cellular component: membrane. Gene Ontology annotation, biological process: amino acid transmembrane transport.